AAUGGGUUCAUAAUAAUGUAUUACAUGAUUUUCCUAAAACCAUUACAGCUUAAUAUUGAAUUACAGGUUGUGUCAGAAGAUGAAUUACCAACGAUCAAAAACAAACGUAAAUUGGCUGAAGGCGACUAUGAUCCAGGUUCUCCAACUUCCGAAAAUGAAACUCCCGUAAAGAAACCCGCCUUAGAUGCUGACGUCGAAAAAGAAAAAGACGAUAAGUCAUCAAAACCGAAAAAAUUACCUACCCUGGAUAAGUACUGGAAAGCUGUAAACGACGAUCCAGCUGAUUUUACCGGAUGGACGUAUUUGUUGCAAUAUGUUGAUCAAGAGAAUGAUAUGGAAGCGGCUCGUGAAGCGUACGACGCCUUCUUAUCUCACUAUCCGUAUUGCUAUGGAUACUGGCGUAAAUAUGCGGAUUACGAAAAGCGUAAAGGGAACAAGAAGAAGUGCGAGGAGGUUUUCGAACGUGGACUGAAAGCUAUUCCUCUGUCGGUGGAUCUGUGGAUCCAUUACCUUACCUAUGUUCGCACGUCGCGUCCCGACGACGAAGAAUUCAUAAGGUCUCAAUUCGAAAGAGCACUGUCCGCUUGCGGUUUGGAGUUUCGUUCGGACCGACUAUGGGAUAGCUACAUAAAAUGGGAAACUGAAGCAAAACGUUUACAGCAUGUUACCGCCAUUUACGAUCGUCUUCUUGCCACUCCAACGCAGGGUUACACGACACAUUUUGACAAUUUCCAAGAACAUAUCGCUUCCCAUGCUCCAAACAAAGUUUUAGAAGUGGACGAAUUUUUGGCUUUACGUAAAGAAAUGAAGCACAUGCUCAAACACGAUGCUGCAACUGAAGGGGAUUCUGAGAAUCCUGACGUUCCUCCCGGCGAAGAUGAAUCGAAAAAUGUGGUACGCUAUUUUUAAUAUUUUAAGUUUGUU
Photinus pyralis (common eastern firefly) is the source of this 924-nucleotide messenger RNA. Its product is annotated as pre-mRNA-processing factor 39-like. The record is from RefSeq and is a predicted model, not a curated record. Lineage: Eukaryota; Metazoa; Arthropoda; Insecta; Coleoptera; Lampyridae. Bases 16 to 909 code for a protein of 297 amino acids. Gene Ontology annotation, molecular function: protein binding. Gene Ontology annotation, cellular component: nucleus; U2-type prespliceosome; commitment complex. Gene Ontology annotation, biological process: RNA processing; mRNA 5'-splice site recognition. The transcript has 4 exons.